Molecule: messenger RNA, 3617 nt
Organism: Episyrphus balteatus (marmalade hoverfly)
Lineage: Eukaryota; Metazoa; Arthropoda; Insecta; Diptera; Syrphidae
Gene: Best2
Product: bestrophin homolog 15
Exons: 11
Coding region: 883-3270 (795 amino acids)
Molecular function (GO): chloride channel activity
Source: RefSeq, a predicted model, not a curated record
AUGUGUAUCUCAGUAAAGUAGAUAUUCAGUCUUUCGAUAAAUUCAGCCACCGUCGGUUGUGGUGUAUCUAUCUUGUCUUCUUAAGUUAAUAAACACCGUCCGCGGAUAUGAAUGUUUAAUGUUAUUGUCUCGAUUUUUACCUAAACAAAUAAAAGAUACAGAUACAAAAUCUAUCUUUUGUGAGAUUUUAUUUAAAAUCAUUUCGAUCAAUUUGUGUGUGGUUUUUAAGAUACCUUCAGAAAAAAUGUGAUUUUGAAUUGAAAAAAGAUUAAAUCUCCUCAAAGUGAAUUUUGGGAAAAAAUUUAGAGAAAUCCGUGUUGGAUAUUUUAAUUUUGGAUAAAAAGAAUAUUUUAAAGUGUGUAUUUUUCAAAAUUGAUUCAGGAUUCAAUCUCCAUUACUGGCCUCCAUUCGAUAGCGACACCAUAACAAAAAAAAAACCUCUUAAAGAAAAAUGUCUGCCAAUUUUAAAAGAAAAAACAAAAAGUGAAGUGUUUAUUUAUGUAAAUUAAAAAGAAAAAAAAUCUUUUUAUUUAUUAUUCAACCUUUAUAAAAAAUACAGAAAGUAAAAUUAAAAAAAAAAUAAUCAUUGUGUGUAUACAUUGUGCGUAAAAUAGUAAAUAAAAAUAAAUAAUGUCUACCACGGCGGCAACGACGACGAAGGUAGAUUAAGUGGAAAAAGACCGUGUUUAGAUUUGCAAAACAGUUAAAAGAGAGUGUUACCAAGCAGAAAAUUGAUUUGCAUUUCUUUAUAAUUUUUUUCAUUCGAACCAGAUUUUAAAAAAAUUAAAAAUAUAAAUGAUAUAAAUUUGUGGAAGGAAAUAACUCGUUUGAGCCCUGUUAAAAUAAUAUUUUGAACAGAGCUUAUCAAAACGAGAAAGCAAUAUGACUGUAUCAUAUUCAGGUGAAGUUCCCAAUGGAAGCAGCUUUGGAUGUUUUUGGAAAAUUUUAUGGAAAUGGCGUGGCAGUGUAUACAAAUUAGUGUGGCGUGAAUUGAUUGCUUAUUUAUGUUUAUAUUAUACCAUUAACUUAGUCUAUAGAUUUGUACUUAAUGAUUACCAACAACAAAUAUUUGCCAAAAUCCGAGUUUACUUCGGUGAACAGAGUGAAACCAUCCCAAUGUCCUUUGUGCUCGGAUUCUAUGUAAGUCUGGUGGUGAAGAGAUGGUGGGAGCAAUACAGAUUACUGCCAUGGCCAGACACUCUUGCCCUUUUCAUAAGUGCUGCCAUUCCUAACUCCAAUGGAGGAAAUGAAACAGGACGACUGAUGCGUCGUAAUAUUAUGCGAUACAUGGUCUUGGCUUAUGUCAUCACUCUGCAGCGAAUAUCGUUGCGCGUUAAAAGACGCUUCCCAUCGACACAGCAUCUUGUGGAUGCUGGGCUAAUGCACGAAAGCGAGAUGAAAAUCUUCGAGACGAUGAAUGCUAAAAGUCCCAUGUCCAAGUAUUGGAUGCCUCUGGUGUGGGCGACAAACAUCAUUAAUCGUGCAAGAAAAGACGGUCUGAUCUCAUCCGAUCAUAUUGUUCAGACAAUUCUGGUGGAAUUGUCUGAUAUCCGACGAAGGCUUGGCGGCUUGAUUGGUUACGAUACGGUUUGCGUGCCAUUGGUAUACACACAGGUUGUCACAUUGGUGUUGUAUAUUUAUUUUAUUGCCGCUGUUGUAGGCAAACAAAUGCUUCCAAAUAUGCCAAGUCGAAAUGGAAAAGCCGACACAGACUUGUACUUCCCAUUGUUUACAGUGUUACAAUUCGUGUUUUACGUGGGAUGGCUAAAAGUUGCUGAGGUGCUAAUUAAUCCAUUUGGAGAAGAUGACGAUGAUAUCGAGUUGAAUUGGCUGAUAGACCGACACAUUAAGGCUUCCUACAUGAUUGUCGACGAAAUGCACGAAGAACAUCCUGAGCUACUGCGGGAUCAGUACUGGGAGUGUGUUGUGCCAAAGGACUUGCCUUACACUGUUGCUUCAGAACACUAUCGUCGCAAUGAACCUAAAGGAUCUGCCGAAAAAUAUAAGGUCAAAACUGCUGAUGCUAUGUAUGCCAACAUUAUGCCCACCAAGCGAAAUAUGACUGAUGAUGUUUACGCAGAUUAUGAAAGUGUGGAUACACCAAUGGUUGAACGUCGCAAAAACAACUGGCUCACACGUCAACUCUCACGAAUGGGUUCGAUGAGAAGUCAAUCAACAGCAUAUUCCUCAGGAGGAACUGCCUUCAAUCGGAACCGUUUGAAUUCGGUCUACUCAAGUCCAGAAUCUGGACUUCCUUUGGCCAUAUUGCAGCAGCAACAACAACAUCAGCAACUCCAGUCAAAACCGAGUCUCUAUGAGAAGUUUGUCCAUCGGAAGUCAUUGCGUGUACAAAAGCAAUUAAACAAGCAGAAUUCAAGGCUUAAUGUUAAUGGCCUUAACGUGGCUGUGCCCAAAAACAGACCUCGCAUUCCGACACCAGACGUAACAAAGGAAGGUGUGGAAAAGGAAAACAAACUGAUCUUUCCGACGGGAACCAGUACGUCGGGAGCUAGUGGAGUUGAACUUAUGGCUUCACAUUUGGCUUCGUCACACAAUAUGUAUCCAUAUACUAGCGGACAGGAUGGGCAGGUUCUGGGAACUCUUCUGCUCUCUCCGAUUAAAGAAAUGGAUAGUUGUUCAUCGAACAACACUCUCAUUCCGGGACAUCCAGCAACAGCUGCACUUGCUCAAGCUGUUCUUCCGAAGAAUCUGCAAGAUGUUAAUUUCGGAACUGUGUCUUUGAGUCCUUCAAAUCUGCCGGUGACAACCCUAUCAUUCCCAUUCACUGUCACUACGUCAACUUCUGACUCAAUGCCUUCAGGAACUCUGAAUAUAGUUUCCAUGCCUCAAAUAACCACAUCUAAUUCGAACGAAAUGAUGUCAACGAUACCCUUAGCCCUGACAAUUCCACGUUCGGUUUCGGCUGUUUCAGUAUCGGAAACAGCACAAAAUCCAUCGAAUAACAGAUUCCUCACUGUGAAGAACGAAAAUAAUACACCAAUCUCACGAACGAGUAGUUUUAAUGAUGCCUUCAUAAGAGAUUCCUAUGUACUCGAGCGGAAGCUCUCUCAAAGAUCACUCAAUCAUCAAAUGGAAAAUCGAAAUAAUUCCUCAAAUCCUCAUAUUGCAAUUAAUUCAAAUGAAAUUUCAUCGAGCAAUAAUAAUAGCCUUAUGCCAAAUUCUGUUAAUGAAAAUAAUUCAACAUCAGCACCGACAACAUUGACAAAAGGUGGAACACCAGAAGCUAAAAAUGGAGAAGUUUAUGUUUGAAAUUCUAAUAGACUUCAAAAGCUCGAAAAUCGUGACUUGAUUCGAAUAUUGUAAAUAUCCUUUUAGUUUAGGAGAGACUUUGUAAAUUUUUGAAAAAUGAACUCCCUAUUAAAUUUGCUUGUGUAGAUAUACCGUUCUUAUUUUUCUAAUUUUACAAUAAUUUAAUAAAAAAAAAUUCUUGUGAUAUUUUCAAAAUAUAUGCUGGCAUAAGACAAAACAUGAGUUAGGGUUAUAAUUUUAUGUUAUUUUUGUCCUCGUUAUUGUUAAAUUUUUUUUUAAACUUGAAUCUCGAAAUAUAUUCUAUAUUUUUAGAAAAUAUGCAGAGUUAGCCAUAGUAUUUUUUUUUU